GAGCGCGCGGCGCGGGCAGGCGAUCGGCGCCCGAGUGUGCCAAAACCCAGCGCGCGGGGGCGCUGCGCCGUCCCGGAGGCGCUGAUGGAUUGCAGGAGUGCCGGCGCUCGCCAGCCGAGGCAGCACGGCUCCGCGGACUUUUUUUCAAACUCCCAUCAAUGAGACUUCGAGGAGGAGAGGGAGGCGGCGGCGGCGACAGCGGACGCGGAGGAAGGCGAGGAGAAGCAGGAGAAGCCGGGGGAAGAAGCGCGGGCCGCGCGGCGCGACGGAGUCUUGCAGAGCUGCUUGCUCGCCAGCGGGUCGCCACCCGGGACUAUGAGCGGCUGAGAUGGACAUGUCGUCGGCCCCAGCCACGGCUGCCGAGAAGAAAGACGUCAAAAGUGGGAUCCUGGAGGGCAGCGGUUUCCCCGACCCGGGUAAAAAGGCCUGUCCUCUGGCGGUGGCCGCGGCGGCCGUCGCUGCCCAAGGAGUGCCACAGCACCUCUUGCCGCCAUUCCAUGCACCUUUGCCGAUUGACAUGCGACAUCAAGAGGGAAGGUACCAUUACGAACCUCACUCUGUCCACAGCGUGCACGGGCCUCCCACCCUGAGCGGCAGUCCUGUCAUCUCUGACAUUUCCUUGAUCCGGCUUUCCCCACACCCUGCUGGUCCUGGGGAGUCCCCCUUCAAUGCCCCGCACCCCUACGUGAACCCCCACAUGGAGCACUACCUCCGGUCUGUGCACAGUAGCCCCACCCUCUCCAUGAUCUCUGCAGCCAGGGGCCUGAGCCCCGCGGAUGUAGCCCACGAGCACCUUAAGGAGAGGGGGCUGUUUGGCCUCCCUGCCCCGGGCACCAACCCCUCCGACUAUUACCACCAGAUGACCCUCAUGGCGGGCCACCCCGCACCCUACGGGGACCUGCUGAUGCAGAGCGGCAGUGCCACCAGCGCGCCCCAUCUCCACGACUACCUCAAUCCAGUGGACGUGUCGCGAUUCUCCAGCCCCCGGGUGACCCCCCGGCUGAGCCGCAAGCGGGCGCUGUCCAUCUCCCCGCUCUCCGAUGCCAGCCUCGACCUGCAGCGCAUGAUCCGGACCUCGCCCAACUCCCUGGUGGCCUACAUCAACAACUCCCGCAGCAGCUCCGCGGCCAGCGGCUCCUACGGGCACCUGUCCGCCGGUGCCCUCAGCCCAGCCUUCACCUUCCCCCACCCCAUCAACCCCGUGGCCUACCAGCAGAUCCUGAGCCAGCAGAGAGGCCUGGGCUCCGCCUUCGGACACACGCCACCCCUGAUCCAGCCCUCGCCCACCUUCCUGGCUCAGCAACCCAUGGCCCUCACCUCCAUCAGUGCUGUGUCCACCCAGCUGAGCAGCGGCAGCAACUGUGUGAGCGAUGCCAACCAGAACAAGCAGAACAGCGAGUCGGCUGUGAGCAGCACCGGGAACCCCAUCACCAUUCACAAGAGGAGCAAGGUCAAGACUGAAGCUGAGGGCCUGCGGCCUGCCUCCCCAGUGGGACUGACACAGGAGCAGCUGGCUGACCUCAAGGAAGACCUGGACAGGGACGACUGUAAGCAGGAGGCCGAGGUGGUCAUCUACGAGACCAACUGCCACUGGGCGGACUGCAGAAAGGAGUAUGACACCCAGGAGCAGCUGGUGCACCACAUCAACAACGAGCACAUCCAUGGGGAGAAGAAGGAAUUCGUGUGCCGCUGGCAGGCCUGCACGCGGGAGCAGAAGCCCUUCAAGGCCCAGUACAUGCUGGUGGUCCACAUGCGGCGGCACACAGGCGAGAAGCCCCACAAGUGCACGUUCGAAGGCUGCUCGAAGGCCUACUCUCGCCUGGAGAACCUGAAGACACACCUGCGGUCCCACACCGGGGAGAAGCCCUACGUGUGCGAGCACGAGGGCUGCAACAAGGCUUUCUCCAACGCCUCGGACCGCGCCAAGCACCAGAACCGCACCCACUCCAACGAGAAACCCUACAUCUGCAAAAUCCCAGGCUGCACCAAGAGGUACACCGACCCCAGCUCCCUCCGGAAGCAUGUGAAAACGGUCCAUGGCCCAGACGCCCACGUCACCAAGAAACAGCGCAACGAUGUGCAUCUCCGCGCCCCGCUGCUCAAGGAGAACGGAGACAACGAGGCCAGCACUGAGCCUGGUGGCCGGGGGUCUGAGGACAGUGCUGAGGCCAGCAGCAGCAGCCAGGCAGUGGAAGACUGCCUGCACAUCAAAGCCAUCAAGACCGAGAGCUCCGGGCUGUGUCAGUCCAGCCCCGGGGCUCAGUCAUCCUGCAGCAGCGAGCCCUCUCCCCUGGGCAGUGCCCCCAACAAUGACAGUGGCGUGGAGAUGCCGGGGACGGGGCCCGGGAGCCUGGGAGACCUGACAUCGCUGGAUGACACACCCCCAGGGGCCGAUGCCCCAGCCCUGGCUGCCCCCUCCACUGGUGGCCUGCAGCUGCGCAAACACGGGACCACCAUGCACCGCUUCGAGCAGCUCAAGAGGGAGAAGCUCAAGUCACUCAAGGAUUCCUGCUCGUGGGCUGGCCCAGCUCCACACACCCGGAACACCAAGCUGCCUCCCCUCCCAGCAAGUGGCUCCAGCCUGGAAAACUUCAGCGGCCCUGGGGGUGGCGGGCCCACAGGGCUGCUGCCCAACCCACGGCUGUCUGAGUUGGCAGCGAACGAGGUGACCAUGCUGAGCCAGCUGCAGGAGCGCCGCGACAGCUCCACCAGCACCAUCAGCUCGGCCUACACCGUGAGCCGCCGCUCCUCGGGCAUCUCCCCCUACUUCUCCAGCCGCCGCUCCAGUGAGGCCUCGCCCCUGGGCGCCGGCCGCCCCCACAACGCCAGCUCCGCGGACUCCUACGACCCCAUCUCCACAGACGCUUCGCGGAGGUCCAGCGAGGCCAGUCAGUGCAGCGGCGGGGGCCCGGGGCUGCUCAACCUCACGCCUGCGCAGCAGUACAGCCUGCGGGCCAAGUACGCGGCGGCCACCGGAGGGCCACCACCCACACCGCUCCCCGGCCUGGAGCGCAUGAGCCUGCGGACCAGGCUGGCGCUGCUGGAUGCGCCUGAGCGAUCUCUGCCCUCCUCUUUCCCACACCCACUAGGGCCCCGGCGUGGCAGCGACGGACCGGCUUACGGUCAAGGUCAUGGCCAUGGUCACUUGGGGGCUCUGCCCACCUUCCCCCAUGAAGCACCAGGCGGCGGCGCAAGACGGGCCAGCGACCCCGUGCGGCGGCCUGAUGCCCUAGCUCUGCCACGGGUACAGCGCUUCCACAGCGCCCACAACGUCAGCCCGGGGACACUGCCACCUUGCCCCGAGAGGCGAGGCCUCCGCCUGCCCAGCCACCCGAGCACCGACGGCAGCCUGGCUCAUACCGCUUACUCUCCCAGGCCACCCAGCAUCAGCGAGAAUGUGAUGAUGGAGGCCAUGGCCACAGGGAUGGACGGCACAGGGCCCGAGUCCGACCUGGGAUUGCCGGAGGAUGACCUGGUGCUCCCGGAUGACGUGGUGCAAUACAUCAAGGCACACACCAGUGGUGCCCUGGAGGAGAGCACAAGGCAGGUGUACCCCACGGAAAGCACCAGCUUCCCUGAGAACCCCAAACUGCCCAGCCCAGGCAUGCAUGGCCAUCGCAGACUAGUGGCUGCAGACUCCAAUGGGGGCCCCUCUGGCCCCUCAAUGGGAGGCUGCCAGCUGGGCUAUGGGGCACCCUCCAACCUGAACAAAAAUAACAUGCCUGUCCAGUGGAAUGAGGUGAGCUCUGGCACCAUGGAUGCCCCCCUGCCCAGCCAGGUGAAGCCUCCGCACUUCUCUCAGGGCAAUCUGGCUGUGGUACAGCAGAAGCCAGCCUUCAGCCAGUACCCGGGGUACAGUCCACAAGGCCUACAGCCCAGCCCUGGGGGCCUGGACAGCACCCAGCCACACCUCCAGCCCCAUAGCGGAGCCCCCUCUGCACCCAGGGUGAACUACAUGCAGCCGCUGCGACAGCCAGCCACAGGUGGUCAGUGUCUCAGCAUGACCUCUGCAGGGAGCCCCCACACCAACUUUGGCCAAGCCCACCCUCAGCUGAGCCCCAGCACUGCCGGUGGGGCCCUGAACCAGUUCCCCCAAUCCUGCAGCAAUAUGGCAGCCAAGCCAGGCCACCUGGGGCUUCCUCAGCAGAUGGAAGUUGCCUCUAACCCCUCCAUGAUGGGAGGCCACCACAGGGAAACUGGGGUUCCCAAUUCAGCACUGGCUGGGGUACCACCACCUCACCCAGCCCAGAGCUAUCCACAGCAGAGCCACCACCUGACAGGCCCCCUGAGUCAGGAGGGCUACCGCCAAGGCUCUAGCCUUCUGCCCCCCCACCAACCCGGCUUCCUGGAGUCCCAGCAGAGCACCAUGGGGGUGGCCACAUCCAGCUUUGGCCUAGUACAACCCCGGCCACCCCUUGAGCCCAGCCCCGUCGGCCGCCACCGGGGGGUACGUGCUGGGCAGCAGUUGGCCUAUGCCAGGGCCACUAGCCAGGCCAUGGCUUCCAUGUCAGUCAAUCAGGAGACAUCAGAGGCUGUGCCCAAGGGAGCAAUGGGCACCAUGGUGACCCUGCCUCCUCAGCCACCUCCGCAGGAUGCAGGCGGCACUCAGGACCACAGCACUCUCCACUACUAUGGCCAGAUCCACAUGUACGAACAGAAUGGGGGCCUGGAGAGCCACGGAGGCUGCCCAGCCAUGCGGCCCCAGCCACCAGCACCACAGACCUGCCCGGACAGCAUCCAGCCCCAGCCCUUGCCCUCACCAGGGGUCAACCAGGUGUCCAGCACCGUGGACUCCCAGCUCCUGGAGGCCCCCCAGAUCGACUUCGACGCCAUCAUGGAUGACGGCGAUCACUCGAGCUUGUUCUCGGGUGCGCUCAGCCCCAGCCUCCUCCACAGCCUCUCCCAGAACUCCUCCCGCCUUACCACCCCCCGGAACUCCCUGACUCUGCCCUCCAUCCCCACGGGCAUCAGCAACAUGGCCGUUGGGGACAUGAGCUCCAUGCUCACCAGCCUGGCCGAGGAGAACAAGUUCCUGAACAUGAUGACUUAAGGCCCGGGACCCUGGUGCAGAGCAGAGCUAGAGGGAUUCGUCACUUCCCCGGAGCAUGGGAAUGGCAUUCAUGUUUUCUUUUUCCAAAAAAGUAUUAAAUAGGGCUGAGAGGUUUUUUGCCAAUGGUUCAGACUAAAGACGUGUGAAGAGAAAGUUCGUGAGUAUCCUCUGGUCCUUUGGACUAUUUUUCAGAAUGCUAAAAAAAGGUCUCAAUAGGAAAGAAAAGAAUGAAAAACUCACGCACACAGUGCUUGUCAGCCUUUGGUGUUUGUGGGACCCACUGGGUUCUCGCUGCUCCCCUCUAUCAUUUGCCUAAUGGGGGAUUCCAUCGGCCAAGGGCUUCCCAAGUGCAUGCAGAAAGAGGGUCGGGGAGCCACGGUGGGGUUUGAAUCUGAAAGCCAUACUGGAUCUUCUACUCAAGGAAUUUGGGCUUCUCAUUCUGCCGCCUGUAAGGAAAAGGAAUUCCUGCCUACCCGGAUUCUUCUAAUAAACUUCAGCCUUGAGGUCUCUGAGUUCCUUUGCCACAGAGAAAAAAAAAAAAAAAGCCCAUUCGAUCCAAAUGUGUUGGAAACACAUCUUAACUCCAGGUUUGGUAGAGCUGGAAUCUCUACCCUCUGCAGCAGUGUUUGGGACCGGCAGAUUGCCCACGUAUAUAUGAUUGAAUAAAAUAUGUAAGUGUCACCAGGAAAAAGGAGAGAACAGGUGUAUUACCUGGAGUAAGCUGCUCCGGCCUGUCCCCUCUGUGUUUACAGUGUUCAUGCAUGUAGAAUGUAGCCCUUCCUAAAGGAACGCUUGUCUCUAAAUACCUCGGGGUUGCUGGAGCUGCUGUGGGUUAGGAAGACGGGGCCUCGAGGAGUCCAGGGCACACCGCAGCUUGAGGUGUCCCAGUAGGAAGAAGUCGCAUGUUUACCUAGUCCUGUUUCUCCAAUGCACUGUCUGCCCACCUUACCAUGGAUAACUCUAGGCUCGAGGGCAACCGUUGCCCAGCCUCCUGCGCGUGGUGCAUGCUGGUGAGUAGUCACCAGCAGCCCAAUCAGUGGUCUACUCCAGGCCACAACGAGCACCCCCUAUAACUUCUGAAUUCCCUGACCUCUACCCUCCCUGGUUAUUUGGCAGAGAAUGAUGUCCUGCAUGGCGUUUGGGUGGGGAUGGGAGGGUGAAGGGGUUGACUCUUGGACCCUGAGGGAUGGUCACAGUGUGACCAAGCCCCACCUGCAAGUGGAAUUUGGAAGUGACUCCAAAAAGACAUCAUUCCUGAGCAUACAGAGGGUGAACCGGUGCCUCUUCCCACUGUGCGCACGCACCCCAAACCUUCUCGUGUUGAAUUCCUGGCAACCUAGCCAAAACAACUGUGCCACGUAGCUUCAGUCCGGCUGUGACCCUGGCUCCUGAGAGGAACUUCUCGACAGUCUGUGGACAGGGCCCAGGGCUGAUUAACUGGGCCCUCUGUUUCCCAGGAAAGCAAAACUCCUUGUUAAGACCCAGAGAUGAGGCCAACUUCAAAUGACAGCCCUGAGCCUUCGCCAGGGGUGUGUGGCUCUGGUGGCGUAUGCUCCCUUCCUGGGAUAGGGCUGUACUCGCCGUCCCCAACCUGUAUAUAUUUUGUGAAGAAAACGUCGUCCCUGAAUAUACUGUAGGUGAGUCGUCCGGCCAAAUUUAUAUCUCCAAAACAUUUUUAGCUUUUUCUACAUGCUAUGAAUUGAGAUGACACGCUCAACUUGUAAAUAAGUCUUUUUGUACAUUAAAAAAGUAAUUUUUUCAUAA
Molecule: messenger RNA, 6814 nt
Organism: Marmota monax (woodchuck)
Lineage: Eukaryota; Metazoa; Chordata; Mammalia; Rodentia; Sciuridae
Gene: Gli2
Product: GLI family zinc finger 2
Exons: 14
Coding region: 329-5050 (1573 amino acids)
Biological process (GO): smoothened signaling pathway; regulation of transcription by RNA polymerase II
Cellular component (GO): nucleus
Molecular function (GO): RNA polymerase II cis-regulatory region sequence-specific DNA binding; DNA-binding transcription factor activity, RNA polymerase II-specific
Source: RefSeq, a predicted model, not a curated record